This is a messenger RNA of Auanema sp. JU1783, 615 nucleotides long. Lineage: Eukaryota; Metazoa; Nematoda; Chromadorea; Rhabditida; Rhabditidae. The record is from the annotation of a GenBank genome assembly.
UUUCAGUGUUGGUUUGCUGAUAAUCGAGCAUCGAUAGACUUCCAUGAGAAAGGAGAAAGACACAAAGCAGCAAUUGCAAGAUCUCUAAGAGAAAAUGCGAAAAAGCAGGAACGUGAUGCACGGGAUCAAGCUUCACUCAACUCAACAUUGGCUAUGAUGGAGAGCGGCGCUUUGGCUUCCAUGAAAAAAGACGGUAAACAAGCAACUCCAAGUAGUUAUUUCGAUCCUCGAAACUUCAAGGAUGUUAGGUCAAUGGCUUAUGAGUUAGGUAAUCGGCAGGGUCCCUCAAUGACGUCGUCUGAACCGGAGCCAACACAGCUUUCAGAUCUGGGUGCUUACGAUGCAAGGUUUGAAGGCAAAGUAUGGGUAGAAGCGGCGGAUGAGGAAGGUAGAAAGUACUAUUUCCAUAUGAACACUGGAGAAACCACGUGGACUAAACCUGCCAUAUUUUUCACAGAAGAUCAGUAUGACGCCAUUCUUGCGGGACGCGAUCCUGACGACAUCGAGGAACCAGACACAGGACCUGCUAAGAAGAAACGGAAAAGGAAAGCACGGCAUUACUUUGAUACGCAGCCUGAUGUUGACAUCAAUUCACUUAACUUGCCUAAAUCUUAG